GGAAAACCUUGUUAGUUUUUUAACAACAUGAUAACAGACCUUUAUUAAAGCUUCAUUAUUUCAAAACAUCAAAACGUCUCUUCGACCAAAUAACAUCCGAUCGUCGCUUCUUUCAGAUUUUGUAUCCAUUUGCCAUAUUGAUUAUCCAAACAUGGCACAAGUUUGGGAAGAAACGGUAUAUAUACCUUCUUAUGAAGUUGGAAAACCGGAAAAGAAUCCCUUAUUUCUAGAGAAGAGAGUUUAUCAAGGCAGCUCAGGAAAGGUAUAUCCAUAUCCUGUUAUUGAAAAGAUUUACGAUCAAAAGCUCGAAAAACCUUACAGAGUUGUAUUCCUUGAGAAUGAAUACAUUCAAGUCCAGUUAAUGCCCGAUAUUGGAGGCAGAGUGUAUCGAUACUUGGAUAAAACAAACGGCUAUGAUGCAGUUUAUUACAAUCGAGUGAUCAAACCAGCUCUUGUUGGUCUAGCAGGUCCUUGGAUAUCCGGAGGAAUCGAGUUCAACUGGCCGCAACAUCAUCGACCAAAUACUUUUGGAAAAGUGGAAUAUUAUUAUACAAGAGAUACAGAAAUUGGAGUUUGCACCUGUUGGAUGACUGAAGUGGAUAGAAUGUACGGAACCAAAUGUUUAGUUGCCUUUUCAAUAUAUCCAGGAAAGUCCUUUUUAGAGAUUAAGGUCAUUUUAUAUAAUCGAACAGCGAUUCCUCAAACUUUUUUAUGGUGGGCUAAUCCAGCAGUACAUGUUCAUGAUCAAACCCAGUCUAUCUUUCCACCUGAUGUUCGUGCAGUGUUCGAUCAUGGAAAGAGAGAUUUGUCUAGGUUUCCUAUUGCUACAGGAGUAUAUUACAAGGUAGACUAUUCUGAAGGAGUGGAUAUUUCAUGGUACAAAAAUGUACCUGUUCCUACAUCUUAUAUGGCAUACUAUUCAAAAUAUGACUUUCUUGGAGGUUAUGACCAUCAUAAGCACGCAGGUAUUCUUCAUAUUGCAGAUCACCACAUAUCGCCAGGAAAGAAGCAAUGGACUUGGGGUUGUGGCAAUUUUGGAGAUGUUUGGCAUCAACAGCUUACCGAUGAAGAUGGUCCUUAUGUGGAGUUGAUGGCUGGUGUAUAUACCGAUAAUCAACCCGACUUUACUUGGUUGAAGCCUCAAGAGCUGAAGACUUUUACUCAGUAUUUCUUGCCUUAUAAGCAAGUUGGUGUAGUAAAGAAUGCCAAUAUUGACUUUGCCAUUGGUUUGGAUAGGAAAGAAGAUCAGCUUCAUAUGUGCAUAUAUGCUUCUUCCAAUUUUGAACAGUUGAAGCUUCUUUUGACGGAUACUAGAAAUGAUUCUAUUAUCUAUGAAAACCUUAUAGAUGUCUCACCUCUGAAGCCUUUUACACAUUCCAUUACUUGUCAUCAUGAGAAACCGCAUUAUAUAAAGAUGGCACUUUAUGGAGAGAAAGACAACUCCAUCGAAUUAAUAUCCUAUCAGCCAGAAUAUCCUCAUAUAGAAAAGUUUCCUGAACCUGCAAAACCAAUUGAAGCCCCCGAGCUAUUACCAAAUACAGAAAGUCUAUUUUUAGCUGGUUUGCAUUUGGAACAGUAUCGUCAUGCAACUUAUAGACCAGAAGAUUAUUAUUUAGAAGGAUUGAAAAGAGAUAAGGACGACAUUCGACUAAAUACUGCUUAUAGUGUGCUUCUAUUAAGACAUGGAGACCAUAUAAAUGCAAAAAAAUAUUUCGAAAGAGCAAUAGUGACGUGUACUCGACACAAUCCUAACCCUUCUGAUUGUUCUGCUUAUUAUUAUCUAGGACUAUGUCUGAAAUAUGAAAAGCGCUGGGAUGAAGCUUUCGAUUCAUUUUACAAAGCUAUUUGGGAUUCUCAUUAUCAUAGUUUAGGCUAUUAUCAACUUGCAUGUCUUGCAUUUCGUAUGAAAGCUUAUUCCAAGUCUUUGGAGUUUAUAGAAACCUCACUGAAGAAGGAUGGUUCCAACUUGCUUGCUCUCAAUGCCCGUAUUACCAUAUUGCGCAAGUUGGGACAUUUUAAAAAGGCAUCUGAAUACUGUUAUCAAGUUUUAAAAGACAAUCCUUUAGAAGCAGCUGCCUUGUUGGAAAAUUCUUUGCUUGAAGCAAUUGAUAAAGAGAAAGGAAACCAUAAUAGCGUUAUCCAUGAUCAAAAAAUGACUUGGAUUCGGGUAUUGGAUGAAGAGCCGCAUCAAUAUCUUGCUUUGACUGAAGAAUAUUGGGAACUUGGUGAUUAUGACACUGCAGUAUUGAUUCUGGAGCAAUUGAUCACUCAGUGUACAACCAAAGGAAUACAAAUACCUUUUAUUGUAUACUAUGCCAUCUCCUUUCUUCAACAAUAUAUGAAUCAUUCCAGUUCAUUUCCAAAAUCAAAUUAUUUUGAAAGGGCUUCCAAAGCAGAUUUACAGCUGUACUUUUCGACUUCUUUAUUCGAAAUGUUUAUUUUGCAAGAUGCCUGUAACCAAACUUUGGAUUAUAAGCCUCAUUAUAUGCUUGGCAAUCUUCUUUAUGAUAAGCGACGGUAUCAAGAUGCCAUUUCUUGUUGGGAAAGAUGCAUAGAGUUGGAGCCAUCAUUUCCUACUGCUUAUCGCAAUCUCUCUUUGGCAUAUUUUAAUAAGCUUAAAGAUACUAAGAAAUCAAAAGAAUAUAUGGAAAGAGCAUUUUCAUUGGACACUUCAGAUGCUCGAGUAUUUUACGAAUUGGACAAAUUAUAUCGCAUUCUCGGUGUUCAUCCCAAACAGCGUUUACAGCAGUUAGAACUAUAUAUGUCACUAGUUCAGCAACGAGAUGAUCUUAUUGUGGAACAUGUAACCUUACUCAAUAGGGAUGGUGCUUAUGACAAAGCAUUAUCCAUAUUAUUGAAUCAUCGUUUUCAUCCUUGGGAAGGAGGUGAAGGAAAAGUUAUUGCACAAUAUACUUUUUGUUGUAUUGAAUUGGCAAAGAAACAUUUGAUUUGCAAUGAGACAGAUGGAGCAAUUUCCUAUUUGAUAAGGGCCAUGGAAUAUCCUUCGAAUCUUGGAGAAGGCAAGUUACAAGGAACUCGUGAAAGUGCUAUCUUUUAUCUGUUGGGCUGUUGUUAUGAACGAAAGAAUGAUAAGUCGUUAGCAAGCCAAUAUUAUGAAAAGGCAUCUCAAGGCUCACUUCAUCUUGAACCGGUCAUGUUUUACAAUGACCAACCACCAGAGUUGAUAUUCUAUCAGGGACUCGCAUUUCGAAGAUUGCAAGACGAAAAGAAUGCCAGAAGAUGCUUUCAUACAUUGAAGGAUUACGGUGAAGUUCAGUUGUUUAAGGAUUUGAAGAUUGACUAUUUUGCAGUAUCGCUUCCCAAUAUGUUGGUAUUUGAAGAAGACCUAAAUAGAAUGAACCAAAUGCAGAGUCGUUUUCUACUGGCGCUGGGAUAUAUAGGUUUGUAUGAGUAUGAAAGUGCUAAACAACAACUAGAGCUAGUAUUAGAAUUAGAUCCUUGUCACUUGGGUGCCUUUAUUCAUUUGGAAAUGUUGAAGAAGCCUUAUGUCGAUGUGUUACUUUAAAAUAAAUUGUUUGCUGCUUUGAGAAUUUGGAAGUG
This is a messenger RNA of Galdieria sulphuraria, 3561 nucleotides long. Its product is annotated as transferase, transferring glycosyl groups. The coding region runs from base 152 to 3526 and encodes 1124 amino acids. The transcript has a single exon. Gene Ontology annotation, molecular function: protein binding. Lineage: Eukaryota; Rhodophyta; Bangiophyceae; Galdieriales; Galdieriaceae. The record is from RefSeq and is a predicted model, not a curated record.